Messenger RNA from Gigantopelta aegis, 1098 nucleotides. RefSeq names its product protein ALP1-like. NCBI's taxonomy places the organism in Eukaryota, Metazoa, Mollusca, Gastropoda, Neomphalida, Peltospiridae. The transcript has a single exon. The record is from RefSeq and is a predicted model, not a curated record. Bases 1 to 1098 code for a protein of 365 amino acids.
AUGAGAAGAUGCUUGGAACCUGGGAUCAAGGUUGCCAUUACCUUGAGAUAUCUGGCCACUGGUGACUCAUACAUGUCCAUGGCCUAUGGUUUCUGGGUUGCUCCUAACACCAUCUGCAGUGUAGUGCCUGAAGUAUGUCAAGCUAUCUACGAUGAGUUCCAUGAAGAGUUGAUCAAGUGUCCCAGUAGCCCUGAUGAGUGGAGAGAAGUGGCCAAGGGAUUUGCUGAUCGAUGGAACUUCCACAACUGUAUUGGGGCGAUUGAUGGCAAGCAUGUGAAGAUCCAAGCACCUGCCAAUAGUGGGAGUCUCUAUUACAAUUGCAAGGGAACUUUCUCUAUUGUUUUGAUGGCAGUGGUUGAUUCCCAGUACAAGUUGCUCUACAUAGAUGUUGGUGCCAAUGGAAGCUGUUCUGAUGGGGGAGUAUUCAAGGGAACUAGUCUGUACAAGGCCCUUGACCAGGGGAAGGCUGGCCUGCCACCUCCAGAGCCACUACCCAACAGCCAGGUGCCUGUUCAUUAUAACCUAGUUGCAGAUGCUGCCUUUGCACAGAAGAGUUGGCUUGUGAAGCCCUUCUCCCAGAGGAACUUGACCAAGCAGAUGAGGAUCUUCAAUUACAGGCUGUCAAGGGCCAGAAAUCCAGUGGAGAAUACAUUUGGUAUUCUGGCCCAGCGCUUCAGGUGCCUUCUUGGUACAAUCUUGGUGAGACCAGACAGAGCUAUCAAGAUCGUGUUGGCAUGCUGUUGCCUGCACAACCUGCUGGUAGAGAGGAAACCUCAGAAAGUGCAGAGGAGAGUGGACUUUGAAGAUCCUGACACCCAUGAACUAGUUGAGGGAAGUUGGCGCCAAGAAGACCAGGUCUUGUUACCACUCCAGAAUACUGGGAGAAACACAACAACCAAGGCAGGAAAGGAUCUCAAAGACUUUCCGAUGGAUUACUACAAUGGAUCUGGAAGUGUGGAGUGGCAAGACAGAAUGGUAGAUCCAGCAUACAUCGUUAAGAAGAGAAAGAAGUGGGUCCAGAGGCCAGAACAGCAGCCACAGCCACAACCUGAACCAGUACCAGAAGACAGCAGUACAGAGGACAGCAGGACAGCAUGA